UAACGAAGGGAGGGGACAGGCCAGAGAGAGAAGAAAACCCAAAAAUUUAAAAGCAAAUUUCUCCAUCACUUUCCACUACUCCAUCACUGUCCUCAGAGCCCCUCUCUCUCUCUCUCUUCAGUUCUCUGUUAGCCGCUUUGAAUAAUUUCCCACUCAUUUUUUCACACAACCCUCUCUUCUAAUGGAACCCUUGCCCUCGCCCGUGACUCCACCGCCACCUCCCAUCUUACCUUCAUCUCUCUAAUCCAAAAUCCUAAUCCUCUGUUUUUUUCUCUCUCUUUUACAGCUCAAAAGGGAAAACAGGAAAUCCAAACCUUACCUUAUAUUCCUCCUCUGUUUGCAACAAUCAAUUUCACCCCCAUUUCAUGUAUGACCUACUACUCUACCUGUAGCAAACUGCGACGGCGACGGCGACGGCAACCAUGCGAUCCCCUCAGUCACUCCGUAACGGCGGCGGCACACCAUCGCCUCACGCUCGAAUCCCUACUCCUCACCAUCACUUUCACUCGACCGUCUCUGUUCAGAAACUGAAGCGCUUCAACUCUCUCAUCCUCGUCUUCCGUUUGUCUACCUUCUGCUUCUCCCUUGCCUCUGCUGUUUUCAUGAUUACUAACUCUCGUGGCUCUGGAUCCGAUUCCCCUCGCUGGUACGAUUUCGACGCCUUCAGGUACGUCUUCGCGGCAAACGCCAUAGUUGCAGUGUACUCACUGUUCGAAAUGAUUGCCUCCGUGUGGGAAAUCUCGAGAGAAGUGACGCUGUUCCCUGAGAUUUUACAAGUCUGGUUCGACUUCGGCCAUGACCAGGCGUUCGCGUACCUUCUUCUCUCUGCGGGCUCCGCAGGGACGGCUCUCUUGAUAACUCUGAGGGGAACCGACACGUGUAGGGCUACCAGCGCCUUUUGUGUUCAAUCCACGAUCUCGAUUGCGUUGGGAUUCGCCGGUUUCCUGUUUCUCGGGUUAUCCUCGCUGCUUUCGGGUUUUCGGGUCGUCUGUUUCGUAAUCAACGGCUCUCGUUUUCAUUUAUAACCCUUCCCUCCUUGAAGAGGACCUCCACCGCUGAAUUUUUUGGUGCGUCAUGUCGUUUGAUUUGCCUAAUUAUAUCUAAUGGUCCUUCAUCUUUUUCUUUUU
This is a messenger RNA of Cucurbita pepo subsp. pepo (vegetable marrow), 1127 nucleotides long. The record is from RefSeq and is a predicted model, not a curated record. Lineage: Eukaryota; Viridiplantae; Streptophyta; Magnoliopsida; Cucurbitales; Cucurbitaceae.